Messenger RNA from Parastagonospora nodorum SN15, 1356 nucleotides. RefSeq lists its product as hypothetical. Lineage: Eukaryota; Fungi; Ascomycota; Dothideomycetes; Pleosporales; Phaeosphaeriaceae. Gene Ontology annotation, cellular component: plasma membrane. The transcript has 3 exons. The record is from RefSeq and is a predicted model, not a curated record. Gene Ontology annotation, molecular function: glutathione gamma-glutamate hydrolase. The coding region runs from base 1 to 1356 and encodes 451 amino acids. Gene Ontology annotation, biological process: glutathione catabolic process.
AUGGUCGGCACCGUAGCGUGCAUUGGAGUGGUGGGCAUGUAUCACAGUGGCCUUGGUGGAGGAGGCUUCAUGCUAAUCCGCGCACCCAAUGGAACCUACGAGUUCAUCGACUUCAGAGAGACAGCACCCGCUGCAGCUUUCGAAGACAUGUACAAGAACAACGAACAGGCUAGUCUAACAGGAGGCCUUGCUUCCGGCGUACCAGGUGAAGUCCGCGGCCUCCAGCGUCUGCACGAGAACUAUGGAAAGCUACCCUGGGAGACUGUUCUUACUCCCGCCGUCAAAGUCGCUAGAGAUGGAUGGACAGUCAACCAAGAUCUCGUGAACUACAUGGCCUCAGCAAUCAGCUCAGCCGGCGCAAACUCCUCUUCAAACUUCCUCGUCAACGACCUGGAAUUUGCCCUGGACUUCGCGCCCAAAGGCCGUCUCCUCAAGCUCAACGAGACCAUUACCAGAAAACGCUAUGCCAACACCCUCGAGACCAUCGCCAAAGAAGGCCCCGAUGCAUUCUACUCCGGCCCCAUCGCAGAAGCUACCAUCAACGCCCUGCGCGCGAAAAACGGCACCAUGACCCUCGACGACCUUGCAAACUACACAGUCGCCAUCCGUCAACCCUCCACCAUAACCUACCGCGACUACAAACUCACCGCCUGCUCCGCCCCCUCAGGCGGCGAAGUCGCCCUCGCCGUCCUCAAAAUCAUGGAAGGCUACACCUGCGUCGGAUCUCCCUCAAACAUAAACCUCACCACCCACCGCCUUGACGAAUCGAUGAAAUUCGCCUACGGCAUGCGCGCAAACCUCGGCGACCCCUUGUUCCUCAAUGGCAUUGACGCCUACCAAAACGCCAUGAUCAGCGCCAAAACCGCCGCAGAAGUCCGGUCAAAAAUCGACGACACGCGCACAUUCAACACGUCCUACUACGACCCCGAGGGUUUUGAAUCACUCGAAACCCCAGGUACAAGCCACGUCGUCACCGCUGAUGCGAGCGGUAUGUCCAUCACCCUCACCACUACCGUCAAUUUACUCUUCGGCUCCAAACUCGUCGUCCCAGAGACGGGCAUCAUCAUGAACAACGAAAUGAACGACUUCAGCAUCCCUGGGACUAGCAACGCGUUCGGCUUCAUCCCCUCCCCCGCAAACUACGUGCGCGCGGGAAAACGCCCCUUAUCCUCCAUCGCCCCCGUCAUCGUCGAGCACGCCAACUCCUCUAGCUUAGUAGACGCAUUCUACGUCGCCGUCGGUGCCGCCGGCGGGAGCCGCAUCAUCACCGCCACGAUCCAGAACCUGAUCCAUAUACUGGACGGCAAUAUGACCGAGGAUUCACGAUCAGCUGGUGCCGGCGCAGGUGAGCUUUGA